UUUCUAUUCAAAUCAUGGCGGAGAGAGAUGCAGGUUGUAGUCCGGAGGAUAAUUAUGUUCCUUCUGAUGUCCUUGUUCAAAAUCAGUUGAAAGAUGUGAUCAUUUUACAAGAUUUGACUAUCAACAAACUUCACCAAGAUAUAACAUUACAGGAAUCUACACUGCGAGAAAGCUUCCUGCCUAGAGAUGUUUAUGAUUCUGAACUGAAACAGCUUGAGAAAACAAUACACGAAGAUUACAUUCCAAGACAAAAGUAUGAAUCGCUUCAAACUGAAUUAGAGCAGGAGAAGCUGAGACACAUAAAGACACAGGGAGAGUUACACGAGGUCCAAGACAAGCUGGAGUUUGCUUUGGGUGAGGUAGAAGUACUUACAAAACAGCUUCAGAGAGAGAAGGCAGCAUUUGAAAAAGCGUUCGGUUCCCUCCAAAAGAAAGCUGUAGCAGAGACGUCAAAGACUGCCCUGCUGACAGACAAGUGUUCAGAAAUUAGCGAAGAAGUACAAAAGAAAGAUGAAGAAUUAAAUUCCAAAGAACAAGAAAUCCAACAAUUGGAAAAAAAAUUAAAGCAACAACAAAUGAGUUAUAAAAAGAAACUGAGUGAUGCUGAAAUUCAGCGUAAACAGGACCAAUACAUUGCCAAACUUCUAGAGAAACAGGACAAAAAAGCUGGGUACACAGAAUAUCAGCGACCCAAAUCACACAGCACAAGUGCUAAAACAGGAAGUAAAAACACAUGGAGAUGAUGUCUGUCUUACUUUAGUUUUUAAUGCAUUGGAUAUUUAUAGGCAUUUUACAUCUGUCUACCGAAAACUUGGUGAUUGUUUUCACUUACCAGGGUAUUUUGAAAGGAUUUUGUCCACAUUCACCAAAGAUAUUGAUGUGAAAUCUCCUUUUCAGCUAUGGUUUUUACUGCUGCAUGACAGAGAAUUCUCAUUGCUACAAUGAAGACUUGUUGAUUUUUGGAUCCUAAAAUUAAGUAAUGCUAUUGGGUGAUUUAGAUUUUAGCGACUAUUUAAUGAUAGAGGUUUAUAUUUUUGCAACUAAAUUUUAUGUUACUGUAAUAGGUAUCUACUGUAUUUAUGCACAAUUAAGCACCUACUCACAAAUAAUCUUCGUUUCUGCAUUAUCAUGAAAACUCUGAAAUAGUAAACUAAAAGCAGUUCACAAAAUAAUAAACCAAACUUUAAUACUUUAAACUAGAAGGAGACAUAUUUGAGAAUAAAUGUGAUAUUAUGAAGUUAUGUCUAUGUGAUAAUGUGUUGGUGACAAUGUAUGUACACUGUAUUAUUGUUGCUAUGCAACUGUCUGUACCAUGAAUUACUGUACAUUGUAUGUAUGUCAAGUUGAUGCGUUUGGUGCUAAUUCCCUGCAGUUAUAGUCAGAGUGUUGCAGGUGCAGAAAACAAUCUAUUUGUCUGGCUCCAAAUUCUCACUCUACAGUCUACACUUCAACCUUUGACUUUGCCAAUCGCAAAAAGGAAUCUAAUUAAUCAACAUGAAAAUUAAUAACAAGAACAUGCUUAUGGCUAAUUGAUGUUUUAAACACUUUAAUUAAUUGUUAAUUAAUGUCUAUACAGUAUGUUACAAUAUCCAGACACUGUUUGAGUAUACAUAUAUGUAUUACCAUUAAACUUUGUCUAGGCAUAUAUAACUGUUCAUCACUGGUGCCAUACACAGUGAAAAUAUUCAGGAAGAACUUUACAACCACCUUAUGGAAACUGUGAGGAAUUUUCUAAAAUUCAACAGGUGAUGUUUUGCAGUUGUAAUGGAUAUGAUAAUGUUUUUAUAUUUGUACUUAUCAAUGAUUGAUAUUGUGUCAUUAUUUAUAUGGUUGACAUUGUUAUUGGGUAUGAUUCCUUGACCCUGGCUGUUAAUAGGACGUUAAACAAAAACAAACCAAAUGAUUCCUUGUUUAUUUGACUGAGGAACUCAUUAAUUGAUUAAGCAGUGUAAACAAUAAAACCAUAUCAACAAGUGAUCAAUAAUGAUUUAUGAUAAACAUGAUUUACUAUAACAUUAGAAUUCAAUAUAGCUGUACAUUGUAUAUUUUAUAUAAAGUUUUAGAAAACACCUUUUGUUUUGUUACUGGUUUACUACUUAAGUGACUCCAACUAUAUUGCUAGGUUCUGUCUCACCACUAUAAACAGUCAGUGUUCUGUCACCAUUAGAAAACAUUCCUGAAUGACAUGGCUUGUACAAAUCAUGAUUAGAUAAAGAGAACCUAACAUUGUCCACCAUUUUUUGUGAUGUGUCUGGAAAAUCCUCUGAGAAUGGAAAUGUUCAUUUUAGGAGUUACAGUUCUUUAUUGCAUUUGCAGUAAUCUUGAUGGGAUUGUUUAAUGUCCCAAACUGUUAUUGAUACUUACAUGAAUAUAAAUGUCUGAAGAAAUCAGUUUGCUUGAAAUUUAUUUUUAUAUAUUAGUACUACAACACUUGAAAGUGAACUACACAUAUCACUUCUUAAAAAGUUAAUAAAAAGUUAUUGCCAAGUUUUGUUUUGUCCAUAAUUAAUUGCAGUUACAUGUAGAUUAUUGACAAGUCUACUUUAUUAAACAAAUGCAAACAAAA
Messenger RNA from Pecten maximus, 2566 nucleotides. Its product is annotated as spermatogenesis-associated protein 24-like. Gene Ontology annotation, molecular function: DNA binding. NCBI's taxonomy places the organism in Eukaryota, Metazoa, Mollusca, Bivalvia, Pectinida, Pectinidae. Gene Ontology annotation, cellular component: nucleus; cytoplasm. The transcript is spliced from 6 exons. The record is from RefSeq and is a predicted model, not a curated record. Bases 15 to 743 code for a protein of 242 amino acids.